This is a messenger RNA of Periophthalmus magnuspinnatus, 576 nucleotides long. RefSeq names its product somatostatin-2-like. Lineage: Eukaryota; Metazoa; Chordata; Actinopteri; Gobiiformes; Gobiidae. Gene Ontology annotation, molecular function: hormone activity. The transcript has 3 exons. Gene Ontology annotation, biological process: regulation of cell migration. Gene Ontology annotation, cellular component: extracellular region. The coding region runs from base 59 to 430 and encodes 123 amino acids. The record is from RefSeq and is a predicted model, not a curated record.
ACCAGACAGCCACUUUUGUCACGAACUUUGGACAAAGACGACACAUCCUUCGACAAAAAUGCAGUGCAUGCAGGGGUCACUCCUAUUCUUUUCCAUGCUGCUCUUGGCCCUAACCUCUAAAGCCAACCAGAGCCCAGUCCCAGAGGACUUGGGGCAGGAUCUGGAUCAGGACAUAGACAUGGAGCUGACACGCCACAGACUGCUGCAGAGAGCUCGCAAUUCUGGACUCCUCGCUCAGCGAGCAGUAGAGGACCUUUUACUGGCUCAAAUGUCCCUUCCUGAAGCCAAUGCCCCCAAACCACCUCUAGCCAAGGAGUCCAUGGGUCAUGUGACCCUCCAGCGCUCAGUGGAGUCAAACAAUAACCUGCCUUCAAUGGAACGCAAGGCCGGAUGUAAGAACUUCUACUGGAAGGGCAAAACCGCCUGUUAGAAACAGAAUCCAAUCACGGCACAGGACAGCUCCUGUUAACAGCACCCUAUAACCAAUAAAGAGAUCUCUGUAAAAAUGUCAAAUGCUCAUCUAAUUACUCACUAAUAACUUAUGAAACAGUGAUGUGAACAGUACUGCUUUUUACA